Kluyveromyces lactis is the source of this 1146-nucleotide messenger RNA. Its product is annotated as 2,3-butanediol dehydrogenase. The coding region runs from base 1 to 1146 and encodes 381 amino acids. Gene Ontology annotation, biological process: butanediol biosynthetic process. The record is from RefSeq and is a predicted model, not a curated record. The transcript has a single exon. Gene Ontology annotation, cellular component: cytoplasm. Gene Ontology annotation, molecular function: zinc ion binding; (R,R)-butanediol dehydrogenase activity. Lineage: Eukaryota; Fungi; Ascomycota; Saccharomycetes; Saccharomycetales; Saccharomycetaceae.
AUGCGUGCUUUAGCGUAUUUUGGAACCAGAGAUAUCCGUUUCACCACUGAUCUACCUGAACCAGUAAUUGAAAAACCGGAUGAUGUUUUGAUCGAUAUAGUGUGGUGUGGUAUCUGUGGUACUGAUCUACAUGAACUCCUCGACGGACCAAACUUCUUCCCAAAAGAUGGUGAAACACAUGAAAUUAGUGGUAGGGGAUUGCCUCAAGCCAUGGGCCACGAGAUGGCAGGCGUGGUUUCACAAGUCGGCUCUAGUGUGACUAAAUUCCAACCAGGUGACCAUGUUGUUGUGGAGCCUACAGGUACAUGUCAGGACAGAGAAAGGUAUAAUACUAAGGGUGAAACGUGCAAAGCUUGUAAAAGGGGUAUGCACAAUGUUUGUGUGCAUUUAGGGUUAUGCGGAUGUGGUGUACAAUCAGGUGGAUUUGCUGAAAAAGUUGUUAUCGGUGAGAAACAUUGUUUCAAAGUACCAUCAUGGAUCCCACUUGAUGUGGCAGCAUUGAUUCAGCCUUUAGCAGUUUGCUGGCAUGCUGUGAAAUUGGGAGCUGUGAAAGAAGGUCAAUCUGCAUUGAUUCUCGGUGGUGGUCCGAUUGGGUUGGGCAUUAUAAUGGCUUUGCAACACUUUGGGUGCACUGAUAUCGUGGUUUCGGAGCCUGCCAAAAUUAGACGUGAUCUAGCUGAAAAAAUGGGUGCUAUUGUUUCCAACCCUAUGGAUUUCAAGACCAAUGAGGAAAACAUCAAAAACUUAUGUUCAUUAUCUCCAAAUGGUGAAGGAUACGAUUUCACAUUUGAUUGUUCGGGUAUUUCUGUCACUUUCGAAUCAUCAAUCAAAUGUCUAACUUUCAGAGGAACUGCCAUCAAUGUUGCUGUGUGGGGUGACAGCUCUGUGAAGCAUUAUCCAAUGGAUUUAACAUCACAGGAAAAAAAAUAUACAGGGUCAAUGUGUUACACAUUGGAGGAUUUUGAGGACGUCGUUGAUUCCUUCACCGAAGGUAAAACAGAUUUCAAAAAAGCGGCUUUCAUGAUCACGGGAAAAGUUUCACUAGAGAAUGGAAUGGAAGACGCAUUCAUGAGAUUGAUCAAUGACAAAGAAGGAACCAUCAAGAUCCUACUUACUCCAAAGGAAGAAUUAAUCACUUGGGUCUAG